This is a messenger RNA of Trichobilharzia szidati, 2946 nucleotides long. Lineage: Eukaryota; Metazoa; Platyhelminthes; Trematoda; Strigeidida; Schistosomatidae. The record is from the annotation of a GenBank genome assembly.
AUGUCUUUAAAAAAUGAAUCUAUUAUAUCUUUAUUCUCUGAAUAUUUACUUCGUGAACAUCGAAGUGAUAUCUAUCGAAUAUCCCUACUGAACUCAGAACCUCAUCAAUCUAUUAUUGUUCAUUUUAAUAAUCUCUGUGAAUUUAAUAGUAUCUUUUCAGAACUUUUGCUAUCUAAACCUAAUGAAACACUCAGUCUACUGAAUCAAAGUGUUUGUCAAGUUUUACAAUCCAAUCAGCUGGAAGAGAUCAAUAAAAGUCAAUGUGAACAAUCAUCUGGGAACAAAUCAAAAGUACACAUCCGUUUGACAGCACUACCGAUUAUACCAGAAGUGUAUAAAAAUCAUAUACCAACAUCAAAUGAUAUCGGAAAAUUUAUCGCAUUGAGAGCUAUUGUCAGUCGUGUUGGUCCUAUCCAAAUUAUUGAAGGUGAAGCAAAGUAUCUAUGUCAACAAUGUGGACACAUGUUCACUGUAUUAGCUAAUUAUGAAAAUCAAUAUACUAUUAAACCACCACGGUUUUGUCCUAAACGUCAAACCUCAUCACAACCAUGUUCCAGUAUGAAUUUAAAACGUUUAUCAAUAGGAUCACAGUUUUCGGCUAAAAAUUAUCAAGAAAUUAGAGUACAUGAACAAUUCGGUUGUCUGACAGUUGGUGUUAUGCGUAAAUCAAUUUGUGUUUCUAUUGAAGAUGAUUUACUAGAGUGUGUAAAACCUGGUGAUGAAGUUGUUGUCAAUGGAAUUGUAACACGACGAUGGCGAUCAAUGAGAGAAGGAGUGCCCUGUGAAAUAUCCACCUAUCUGAAAGCAAAUUAUAUUGAAAAUUUAACUGAAAUUAAAGCAGGCGGUGGACCAAGUCAAAUCUCUUAUGAAAGAGUAUUAGAAUUUGAAGCAUACUGGAAUAAGCAUAAAAGUUUUUGUUCAGCUUUAGAAGCUAGAAAUUUACUUCUACGUAGUAUAUGCCCAGAAGUAUAUGGAAUGUAUCUGAUUAAAUUAUCGUUGGCGUUAAUGCUUGCUAGUGCACCUGAAUGGCAUUCAACAUCCGGUGAAUCUUCAACAGGAGUUGAUGAACUCUCCAUACGUAUUCGAGGAAAUCCUCAUAUUCUACUUAUUGGUGAUCCUGGUACAGCGAAAUCAGUCCUCCUACGUGGAUGUACAGCUCUUUGUGAAAGAGCUGUAUUAACAGCUGCAACAGGAACUACUGCAGCUGGUUUAACUGCUACAGCUGUACGUGAUUCUAGCGGUUGGACAUUAGAUGCUGGUGCUCUUGUUUUAGCUGAUGGUGGCUUGUGUGCUAUAGACGAGUUUACUGCAUUGCAUGGAGCACAUCGUGCUGCAGUACAUGAAGCAAUGGAACAACAGACGAUUAGUUUAGCUAAAGCUGGUCUCAUGGCUAGACUUAAUUGUCGUUGUUCUGUUUUAGCAGCUGCCAAUCCAACUCCAAGUUCUGUUGCUAGUGGAAGUGAAGAUUUUGGACUACCAACUCCAUUGUUAAGUCGCUUCGAUUUGAUAUGGCGAUUAGUUGACCCUAUUGAUUCAGUUGAAUGGGAUCGUCGAAUUGCUAAUUUUGUUUUGGAUUUAGAUCAACCGAGAAACUCGACGAUGAAUAAUGGGAAAAAUAAGCAACGUCUAUGGUCUACAAAUGAUUUAAAAGAAUAUUUUGUAUGGAUACGUGAUCGUUUCAAACCACAGUUAACUCUGGCAGCAGCUAAUCUCCUUCAACGAUAUUAUGUAUGGCAACGUAGUCAAAUGUCUGCUGUUUGUGAUGAUAUCACAGCUGGUGCACAUGGUCGACGAACAUUACGCUUGCUAGAAAGUCUUGUACGUUUGACUAAAGCUCAUGCUAGACUAAUGUGUCGAAAUGAAGCUGUUGUAGAGGAUGCUGUUGUCGUAAUCUAUCUAGUCGACUGUUCGCUAUAUUCAACUGGUUCUAUCAGAGGUGAUGAUGGUCAUGGCCGAGGUGGUGGUAAUACUGAAUUCAGUCCGAGUAUUUCAUUGUCAAAAUGUAUUUCACCUGAAUUAAUUGUUUCAACCAAUAUCCCAGAGAAUGCAAGUCAUGAUUAUGCACAAAUUGAAAAGUUAAUAUUAACAACUUUAAAUAGCAGCAACAACACCAGUAGUAGUAAAUCUGUUGAACACAUUGAACGUGUGGAUAAUUUAAACAAAUUGAAACAAUUCAAUCAUCAUCAAUAUCAUGAUAAUAUACAAUUAGAACCAUUACUUAGUUCAACACAACUUGUAAAUAAUAACAGAAAGAAAAAUAUGCUGAAGACGAAUAGUCCAGGGGACGAAGAGCAACACCACCACCAACAACAACAACGGUGGCCGCAAGAACUGGGACAACGACACAGUCAAUCAGCUAAUAAUAAAAGGCUACAUCAACAUGAUAUGUCAUGCUUGUCAGUAGAUCAAGAGAAUGACACAACAUCUGUGGUGAUGACGCCAUCAUCGAAAAAGUUUAAAUGGACAGCAGUAAACGAAUCUGUUGUAGAUAUUAGUAGUAGUAAUACUAGUAAUCAUGAUGACAGUCAUAAGAACUACCUCCUUCCGUCUACUGACGAUGAUGAUGAUUAUGGGAAUGCUAUAUUGAGUGGAAAACCCUUAUGGAAUAAACAUACAUCCUCUAAUUCAUACAAUAUUUCAAUGAAUAAAUUGCCGAUAUCGACAGCUAAUCUGAUGAAAACUAAAGACGGUGUUAAGUGUUCUUCCAUCCGUGAUAAUGACAACAAUAAGGAGCAGGAGGAUAUUAUAUCAUUCGGUUUCAAUAUGGUCAUGAACAGUGAGAGUAUACUUAAUAGACAGUUGAAUAGCGAAGAUUUUGAAAUUGACUUAUAGAUUGUUAUUAUUACUUCAUGUAAAAAGAGAAUAUUUAUUUACUUAUAUUUUUCUAUUUUUCUCUUUUACUACUUAUUUGUAUUUAUAUAUAUUUUUUUAACUGAUUUACUUGAC